Messenger RNA from Ochotona curzoniae (black-lipped pika), 1570 nucleotides. It is a transcript of the gene NOSTRIN, whose product is annotated as nitric oxide synthase trafficking. Gene Ontology annotation, molecular function: protein binding. The transcript is spliced from 16 exons. NCBI's taxonomy places the organism in Eukaryota, Metazoa, Chordata, Mammalia, Lagomorpha, Ochotonidae. Bases 50 to 1570 code for a protein of 506 amino acids. Gene Ontology annotation, cellular component: plasma membrane; cytoplasm. The record is from RefSeq and is a predicted model, not a curated record. Gene Ontology annotation, biological process: signal transduction.
AGAAGGCUCUGUUGGAGGAAAAAGGACAGAGACAAAAAACUACUGCAACAUGAGGGACCCGCUGGCAAAUUGCUCGUAUAACAAAGUAUACAAGAACCUAAAGGAGUUUUCUCAAAAUGGAGAGAAUUUCUGCAAGCAGGUCACGUCCAUUCUUCAGCAAAGGGCAAACCUGGAGAUUAGCUAUGCCAAAGGACUCCAGAAACUGGCAAGCAAGCUGAGCAAAGCAUUACAGAACACUAGGAAAAACUGUCUGAGCAGCGCCUGGGCCUGGGCCUCGGAGGGCAUGAAAUCCACAGCAGACCUGCACCAAAAACUUGGCAAAGCAAUCGAAUUGGAAGCAAUAAAACCGACUCAUCAAAUUCUGAGUGUGCAAGAGAAGAAGAGGAAAUCACUUGACAAUGAAGCUGAAAAAACAGCUAACCUUGUUCUUAGCAACUGGAAUCAGCAAAUUAAGGCCAAGAAGAAAUUAAUGGUGAGUACCAAGAAGCAUGAAGCCCUUUUCCAUCUUGUAGAAAGCUCCAAGCAAUCUGUGAGUGAAAAGGAGAAGCGCAAGCUCCUCAACAAACUGAAAAAAUCAACUGAGAAGUUGCAAAAAGAAGAUGAAAAUUACUACCAAAAGAACAUGGCAGGAUAUUCUACCAGACUGAAGUGGGAAAACACACUAGAAAACUGUUACCAGAGCAUCCUGCAGCUGGAGAAGGAAAGAAUUCAACUUUUAUGCAAUAACCUAAAUCAGUACAGCCAACAUAUUUCUAAUUUUGGUCAAACACUGACUGCAUGCCACACACAGAUUCACUGUGCCAUCAGCAAGGUUGAUAUUGAGAAAGACAUCCAGGCUCUAAUGGAAGAAACUGCAACAUCAACAGCAGAGCACAAAUCUGAGCUGCUACUGAUUGAUUACUUUGAAGAAGAUCCUAACAAUGCAAUGGAUAAAGAGAGACGGAAAUCUUUAAUAAAAUCAAAAUUGUCAAGACUGGAAAGAGAUAUUGAAAAAGCAUCAAGAGACAAAGAAGGCCUGGAACGAAUGUUUAAUGCACACUCCAGCAACUCUUCUUUCUCCGAUGCAAAGAGCAAGAAAGAGACAGCAGUGUUAAUGGACGAGAACAAUUUGAAACUGGACCUUCUGCAAGCAAACUCCUAUAAACUGUCAUCAGUAUUGGCAGAACUUGAGCAAAGACCUAAGCCCAACCAUCCCUGUAGUAACUGUAUCUUCAAGUGGAAAGAAAAGGACUAUGUGCAUAGUUACGUAAAACUAUCUCGACCUAUUUUGAUGAAGAGGUUAGAGAAUGCUGUGAGCCAGGAAUCUUCCAGAAAGCAAAACAAUCCAAGUUCCUCAUCUUCAGCCUCAGGUGUGGCCCCACCCGGCAAUGGUCUUUGCAAGGCUCUGUAUUCCUUCCAAGCCCGGCAGGAGGAUGAAUUGAGUCUGGAGAAAGGUGACAUUGUGAUUAUCCAUGAGAAGAAAGAUGAAGGCUGGUGGUUUGGAUCCUUAAAUGAAAAAAAGGGCCAUUUCCCUGCAGCUUAUGUGGAAGAGCUACCUUCCAGCGCCAGGAACAUGGCAACACAGAAAUGA